Molecule: messenger RNA, 2663 nt
Organism: Somion occarium
Lineage: Eukaryota; Fungi; Basidiomycota; Agaricomycetes; Polyporales; Cerrenaceae
Source: the annotation of a GenBank genome assembly
GUAGUCGCGGACUUUAGAGCGAAUAAGCCAUGUGACCAGGCCGGAUCUCCGUCAGAGGCUCCGAGCAGCCUGGAGGCGUGCCAGGAAAGGAUUAGGUUCUUGAUGACGAGCGGCGUGAUUACCCCGCAUACCCCGCAUUUAUAUACCCCUAUGCUAGGAUUCUCUGUUCUGCGAUAGCGUUAUGUCGACCCCCAAUCCUAUCACCAAGUUUGAGGCCAACCCGCCAACAUCCCGCACCUUCACCCGCCAACAAGAGCUCCCCAAAUUGCCCAUUCCGCCCUUGGAGGAGACCCUCAACAGAUAUCUCCGAGCGUUAGAAGGCCUACAAGAUCCAGAAGCCCACGAGACGACCAAGAAGUCCGUCGAAGAAUUUUUGAAUGGAGAAGGGCCUAUGAUCCAGGAACGCCUGAAGAAAUGGGCCGAGAGUAAAGCCAGCUACAUCGAGGACUUCUGGUAUGAGUCAUACCUAUCGCAUUCAGAUCCGGUUGUAUUAGCCUUAAAUCCAUUCUUCGUCUUGGAGAAUGACCCCACGCCGGAUCGGGGAUCGCAGCUCCCUCGCGCGGCCUCACUCAUUGUAUCCUCACUGGGUUUCAUUCAUGACCUUCGGGUAGGUAUGUUGGAGCCGGACACUAUCCGCGGAGUCCCUCUCGACAUGGACCAGUAUACGCGACUAUUCGGAAAUGCACGUAUACCGACCGAACGAGGUUGCAGAAUGGAAGUACACCCUGACUCACGGCAUCUAGUGGUUCUCCGACGUGGCCAAUUCUAUUGGUUCGAUGUUCUCGACAUGAUGAAUCGGCCAGUUUUGACCGAGCGAGAGAUUCUGCGCAAUUUGCAGGCCAUCGUACAGGAUGCUGACCAGCUGCCUACUCACGAGGUGGCUCGUAACUCCAUAGGAGUCUUGUCCACCGAAAAUCGCAAAGUGUGGUCUUCUCUACGAAAAGCGCUCAUCCGCAACCGCAACAAUGAGUCGUGUCUGGAAAUUAUCGACAAUGCUUUGUUUGUAGUCUGUCUAGACGAUGCUUCUCCCGACAACCUUGCGGAGUUGUGCAGCAACUUCCUGUGCGGAACGUACAACCUCUGGGGAGGUGUUCAAAUUGGAACUUGUACGAAUCGUUGGUACGACAAGCUCCAGAUCAUCGUAACAGCUGAUGGAGCUGCUGGUAUCAACUUUGAACACACCGGAGUGGAUGGUCAUACUGUGCUGAGGUACGCCGCGGACAUAUUCACUGAGGGGCUCAUGCUCCUCGCUCGCUCUAUUAACCCCACUGCACCUACCCUCUUCCACGCACCCCUUUCCCCCUACGCCAAGUCCUAUAAGCCACCCCGUGGUCACAAACACGGCCAAUCUGGCACCCUCACACCAGGCUAUAUCAUCGACACUGCACCGAAGAAGCUUGAAUGGGUCUUGUUCCCUGAGCUGCGAGCUGGAAUCCGAUUUGCUGAGACGAGGUUGAGUGACUUGAUAUGUCAGAAUGACUGUCAGGCGCUGGAGUUCAAGACCUAUGGCAAGAACUUCAUUACGAGUCAUGGAUUCAGUCCGGACGCGUUCAUACAAAUGGCGUUCCAGGCGGCAUAUUAUGGUCUCUACGGCCGUAUCGAGUGUACAUAUGAGCCGGCAAUGACGAAGAAUUUCCUCCACGGACGAACUGAGGCGAUACGGACGGUACAACCGCACAGUGUGGAGUUUGUCAAGACAUUUUUCUCAGAGGCACAGCCUACUCAAAAGAUCGCAGCAUUACGGCGAGCGUGCGAAGGGCAUGUCAAGCUUACAAAGGAAUGCAGUUCAGGAGUUGGUCAAGAUAGACAUCUUUAUGCCAUCUAUUGCUUGUUGCAACGCGAACGAGAGGCAUACGAGAAUGGCGAUCUUGAUUCUCCUCCUCGCUCACCGAUCUCAUCGACCUGUUCUAAUAGCUGCGAUCACAGACCACCGCUUCCCUCCCUGUUCACGGACCCCGGCUGGCAGACGUUGAGCACGUCGAUUCUGUCUACUUCAAAUUGUGGGAACCCCGCUCUGCGUUUGUUUGGAUUUGGGCCUGUGGCUGCUGAAGGAUUUGGUAUCGGGUAUAUCAUCAAGGACGAGGGUAUCUCUGUUGUCGCGUCGUCGAAGCACCUCCAAACGCGUCGGUUCCUUGACACUCUCAAGGGCUACUUGAUCGACGUACAGCGCACUCUUAUCCAACUUCACUUGUCUGCUAAUGAACGAUCGGAGCCUUUCGUUGACCAUGCUGGUGUCUUGCGAGAUGCCAAGACUGGUAGGCCGAUUCACGGUUCUCCUGAAAAGGAGCGUAUCGUGUUUGAACUCGAAGAUACCCUUCCUGGAUACUCGUUCUUUGACAGUGGUGACGUUGAAUUAUUGGGAAGACGUCGGAAAGCUCCAUCCUAUUAUAACACUGGAAAGGUCAUUCCGCUUGCCGAAUACUAAAAAAUUAUCCCAGAUCUCAGCAAUGUAUAUGAUAUGCAUUCGGACGGUGGAAGCGUUUCGUUAUCUCUAUGUAUAUGUAUUGUAUUCAGUUUCUGUGCGCAAUGUUUCUUGUACCACAAUAUGUACCUGUCUGGAUUUGUUUCGAUGACGACCCAUAUAUCUUGUUGUGCCGGAUGGCCAUGGGCCCAUGGUGUCAUUGCAUGUUAACGAAAGAAUGAUACGUUGUUACCUAUCGCCA